Molecule: messenger RNA, 1381 nt
Organism: Zea mays
Lineage: Eukaryota; Viridiplantae; Streptophyta; Magnoliopsida; Poales; Poaceae
Product: ALA-interacting subunit 1
Exons: 9
Coding region: 214-1233 (339 amino acids)
Cellular component (GO): plasma membrane; Golgi apparatus; endoplasmic reticulum
Source: RefSeq, marked provisional
GAGAAACCACGGCCGACGUGGCGGCGCGCGGGGACUUUCCGCUCCGCCAUGCAAGCGCGCGCCAAGCCCCCGGGAUAGAGACGGGACGGACGGGCCCGUCUGACCGACGAACCUGUUCUCCCCGCAGCGGACGAACCCUCCUCGCUCAGUCCUCGAUCCCGGCCGGCCGGCAGAGAUCUCGCCGCCGUCGCGCGCUCUACCUGCGCCCCGCUGAUGAGUUCCGAGAGCGACUCCUUGGCCUCACGGCGGUCCAAGAAACCCAAGUAUUCCAAGUUUACCCAGCAGGAGCUUCCAGCAUGCAAGCCAAUGUUAACUCCUGGAAUCGUCAUCGGUGCUUUCUCGCUCAUCGGUGUCUUCUUCGUCCCGAUCGGCCUCGCUUCGCUAUCCGCGUCUCAUAACAUCGUUGAGGUGAUAGAUCGAUAUGACGCCGAGUGUGUGUCCGCCAACGACAAGGUCGGCUUCAUCCAGGACACCAAGACCGACAAGGCGUGCACAAGAAAGAUCACCGUGCCAAAGCCGAUGAAAGGGCCGAUACACAUAUACUACCAGCUCGAGAAUUUCUAUCAGAACCAUCGACGGUACGUGAAGAGCCGUAACGACAUGCAGCUGCGGAACAAGGGCGACGCGAGCACGAUCGCCAACUGCGAGCCCGAGGCCACCAGCGAGGACGGCGGCAAGCCCAUCGUGCCCUGCGGCCUCAUCGCCUGGAGCCUGUUCAACGACACCUACUCCUUCUCGCUCAACAGCAAGGCCGUCCAGGUGAACAAGAAGAACAUCGCCUGGGACAGCGACAAGAUCAAGAAGUUCGGCAGCGAUGUCUACCCCAGCAACUUCCAGAAAGGGGGGCUCAUCGGUGGUGCUAAACUGGACGAGAAAAUACCACUGAGUGAGCAGGAGGACCUGAUCGUGUGGAUGCGGACCGCCGCGCUCCCGACGUUCAGGAAGCUGUACGGCAGGAUCGAGGCGGACGCCAUGGCGAGCGACGAGAUCACGGUGGUGAUCCAGAACAACUACAACACGUACAGCUUCGGGGGCACCAAGGCGCUGGUGCUGUCCACCACGUCGUGGAUCGGCGGCAGGAACAACUUCAUCGGCGUCGCCUACGUCGCCAUCGGCGGCGUCUGCCUCUUCCUCGCCCUGGCCUUCGUCAUCCUCUACGUCAUCAAGCCAAGGGCGCUUGGAGACCCAUCGUACUUGUCAUGGAACAGAGAGAACCCAGACCAUCCCAACUGAGGGAAGGCUAGCUGCUAGACCUGCUCUCGGUCUCGUACAGUGUGUGCAGAGUGAAGAAGACUAUUUGCUGUGUUCAUUGUUGAUUUGUUUUGUCCAUAAGUUAAACGGAAUUAAUCUGAUGCGUGGAAUCAAGCAAAAUGUUGUGUUC